Molecule: messenger RNA, 2934 nt
Organism: Pteronotus mesoamericanus
Lineage: Eukaryota; Metazoa; Chordata; Mammalia; Chiroptera; Mormoopidae
Gene: CPAMD8
Product: C3 and PZP like alpha-2-macroglobulin domain containing 8
Cellular component (GO): extracellular region
Molecular function (GO): endopeptidase inhibitor activity; protein binding
Source: RefSeq, a predicted model, not a curated record
CCACAGAGUCGGAAAAUGUGGGGCGCCCUGCUUGGGCCGCUGCUCCAGCUCCUGCUGCUGCUGCUGCCGCCCAGGCAGGGCGUGCACGCCGCGCUGCCCCAAGCCCCGGGCUAUUUGAUCACUGCACCCUCUGUCUUCUGCUUGGGAGUGGAAGAAGUUAUCAGCGUGACCAUCUUUAACUCCCCAAGGGAAGUCACCAUCCAGGCUCAGCUGGUGGCCCAGGGCGAGGCAGUGGCAUGGAGCCAUCCUGGAUCCCUCCGCAUUGAGAAAGCCCCUGUUUGUAAAGGGACAAUCAAACUCAAGGUUUUCCAGGAAUUGGAAGAUUACGAUGUUUCUGAUGCCUUUGGGGUGUUGCGGGAGGACACACCCUCCUGGUGGGCUGGGCUGACCUCCCGACGAGGCCGGCGUUCCGUCUUCCAGUGGCCCUGGGGCGUCACCAAGGACUCCGGGUUUGCCUUCACGGAAACCGGACUGGUGGUGAUGACUGACGUAGUGAGCCUGAACCACUGGCAGGAUGGUGGCCGAUACACCGACGAGGCUGUCCCUGCCUUCUAGCCCCACACAGGGAGCCUGGUGGCAGUGGCAUCUUCCAGGCAACCUCCCAGAGCAGAGAAGAGGAAAAGGACCUUCUUUCUGGAAACAUGGAUUUGGCACUAUCUGAACGUUGGCGACCUGUCUGGUGAGGAGACAUUCAGUGUCCAGGUCCCUGACUCCAUCACCAGCUGGGUGGGCGAGGCUGUGGGUCUGUCCUCUGCACAGGGCCCGGGCAUCGCCAAGCCCUCCCUGCUGAAGACCUUCAAGCCCUUCUUUGUGGACUUCAUGCUGCCCCACCACGUGGUCCGCGGGGAGCAGGUCAAGGUCCCGCUGAGCAUCUACAACUACUUGGGCACCUGCCCUGAGGUGUACGUGAAGAUCUCCGUUCCCAAGGGCAUCUGGUUUGUCGAGCACCCCGGCAAACAUCAUCUGACCAAGGAGAUGUGUGUGGCUUCUGGGGAGACUGAGCCCGGCUGGGUGGUCCUGUCCUUCAGCGACCUGGGCCUCAGCAACAUCACUGCCAGAGCCCUCACUUAUGGAGAAGCAAGCUGCUGCCAGGAAGGGAGGCCCGUCAGACACACACAGGAGACUUACGCUGACAGGAGGGUCCCCGUUGGGAGGGACCACAUCGGGCGCAGUGUGACCGUCGAGAACAAGCGGCUCACAGCCUUUGUCCUGAAGUCCUUUGCCCGCAGGAGCUUUAUCUUCAUCGACCCGCGGGAGCUGGCAGCUGCCAAGAGCUGGAUCGUUCGGCGGCAGCAGGCAGACGGCUCCUUCCCAGCCAUAGGCAGGAUUCUGAACAAGAACAUCCAGGGUGGAAUCCAUGGCACAGUCCUGCUGACGGCCUACGUGGUGCCUGCACUUCUGGAAACGGACGCGGCCUUGGAGGAGGAAAGGGACGCCAUUGCCCGAGCGCAGCCCUUCCUGGAGUCUAGUGUUGCCCUGGCCUCGGAUCCCUACAUCAGCGCCCUGACUGCCUCCGCGCUGGCCCUCCCCACGGACCCCGCGGCCCUGCGGAAGCUACGCAGCCUGUCCAUCACGCAGGAUGGGGUCACCCACUGGAGCCUGACGGGGUCCCCAGACGGGAACAAGGACACCUUCCCGAGCUCCCGUGGCAGGGUCUCACCGGCAUUGAUCUCGGCAGAGAUGGAACGGGCGGCCUACGCCCUGCACUACACCCUCCUGGGUGACGUGGCCACGGCCCUGCCCGUGGUGAAGUGGCUGUCCCAGCAGCGGAACGCUCUCGGGGGCUUCUCCUCCACUCAGGACACCUGCGUGGCUCUGCAGGCCUUGGCAGAGUAUGCCAUCUUGUCCUCUGCUGAAGUCACCCUGAUGGUCUCACUGGCCUCCACCAACCUGGACGACCAGGGGACCUUCGUGCUGCACGGGGCCACCCAGAAGGCUCUGCAGAUGGCAGGGAUCCCCAGCCUCCCCACGGGGCUGUUCAUGAGUGCCAAGAGUGAAGGCUGCUGCCUGAUGCAGAUUGACGUCACCUACCAUGUGCCAGACCCGGUGGCCAAGCCAUCCUUCCAGCUGCUCGUGAGUCUCCAGGAGCCGGAGGGUGAGCGGCCCCAGCGCCCUGCCCCAGCACCCUCAGCCGAUGACGAUGACCCAGCAGCCGACCAGCAUCACCAGGAGUACCAGGCGACCCUGGAGGUGUGCACCAGGUGGGCUGCGCCAGGGUCCUGCAACAGGGCUGUCCUGGAGGUGCCCUUGCUGUCAGGCUUCCGGGCGGACGCGGGGAGCCUGGAGCAGCAGCUCCUUGACUGGUGCGUGGCCCUGAAGAGGUACGCGGUAGCUGGACGCAGAGCGCUCUCCUACUUUGAUGAGAUCCCCCGCCCACGCCUGACUUGCGUGCAGCUCUGGGCGCUCCGAGAGCACGAGCACGUGGUGGGCAGGACCUCCGCGCUGCCUAUCACUAUGUACGACGACUACGAGCCCGCCUUUGAGGCCACCCGCUUCUACAAUGUCAGCGCGCGCAGCCCGCUUGCCCGGGAGCUGGGCGCAGGGCCCGCGUGCAACGAGGUGGAGCGCUCCGCAGCUCAGGGCCCGGGCUGGUCUCCGGGAGAGAGGGGCCCCUCGCCUGACCCCGAGGAGGGGGCGACAAUCGCGCGCUGCGGCUGCGCCCGAGCCUGCGGCGCCCGCAGGGACGUGGUGUGCGGCUCCGACGGCGUCCUCUACGCCGGUGCUUGCUGCCUGCAGGAGGCCGCCUGCCGCAGGGGCCUGAGGUUGGAGUCUGCGCCCCUGCGCCGCUGCCCCCUUGAGCAUCCGAGGCCAGCCUCUGCUUAUAACUACAACUAUGACCCAGUCCCCCUGGACCCUGGGCACCUGGCAGUCAGCCAAGAGGCCAUGGACUUGGAGGGGGAGGCAGAAGGCAGUCAGAGUGGCUUCUCUUCCUGA